UGUGGAGUUGGGCGACCACGGCCAGGCUUAUUUUGUGCAAAUAGGAGCGUUAAAGGUGAAAAUGGCACCACUUUGCGAUUAAAACUGCUUAUGUAGAAAAACCUGCCCGUAUCGCAAAGUGAUUUUGCCAAGUAAUUUAACUCCACCUGUAUCAAGUUUCGCAGCCAAUCUAUGCAACGCUCAAGUCAUGGUCUUAGUGGGAGAUGUUGACGAUUGAAUAUAAGCCAGUGUGUUAAUAGGGAUAAUUAGCCUGCCUCCACUUUAUCAAAUGGCCAGUUUUCUGCGUAUGAUUUGUGUCCCCUGACGUCCGCCCGCCGCGAUUGACGAUGGAUCCGGACGGCCUGGGAAAGUCUGACGACAUGACUGACAGGAAAGCUGUGAUCAAGAACGCAGACAUGUCUGAGGACAUGCAGCAGGACGCCGUGGACUGUGCCACCCAGGCCAUGGAGAAGUACAACAUAGAGAAGGACAUUGCAGCUUACAUCAAGAAGGAGUUUGACAAGAAGUACAACCCUACAUGGCACUGCAUUGUUGGGAGGAACUUCGGCAGCUAUGUGACCCACGAGACAAAGCAUUUCAUUUACUUCUACCUGGGCCAAGUGGCCAUCUUGCUCUUCAAAUCCGGCUGAGAGUUUCUUUGAGGUGUGGAGUCUUCUCCCUGAACCAUAUCGGGAAUGCACUGGUGGCUGAUGUCUCCCAUACACAAAUAAUGACAUACCAUAUUGAUGCAAACCGGCCGUGCGCAAUUGCAUGGACUAUACACUAUUUAAUAUGUAUGUUACAAUAAGUUUACUUUUUGGCAGUUGCCAUUUGAAUGCAACUGAAGUAGUUUUUGUUAACGCUGUUAAAUCUAGGUCGUAAAAGAUUAAACGUGGCCCUUGAUUGUAUAAUAAAGGAAAGCUAGAGAAUGUAGUGGUGCAUCUGCUUUCCUUCAGAAGUGGCAUUGCCAAAUCCUGUGAAAUAACGCUCUGACAUCUGUCAAUUUCGAUGUGUGUUUAAAAAAAAAAAAAAUCAAACCAUGUGCACCAGUUGAAACAACACAUUAUCAACACAAUACCAAAAUACAAGAUGUGAGUAACAACAGAAGUUGGGUUAAGGGUUUACUGUAAGGCCUCUCCUGGUCUCCAGAAGAAUUACAGCUACACCAUACAGAGUUCAUAGUUUAUUGGCACAAUUUUACCAAUUUGAAGAUUUUUUUUCUUCAGCAGCUCCUUUGACAAAAUUUUAAUAUUUGCGUUAAAAACAGCUCAACAGGUCAUUUUAAAAACAUUGGUAUGCAUUCAUCAUGGCCACUUUUCAAAAAGCCAAAAUGUUGUCAUUACAUCAGACUUUACAGUUACCAACCAACACAAGUAUGCCAGUGCAAGCUUUUGCAGGGAUAUUAUCAUCAAUGAAACAGUCCCCACUUUCCCCCAUACCCGUUAAUUUUCACUGUGAAUAGGUGGAGCAAAUAAUGCUUGGAUACAAACACCAUAGCCUGUAAUGCCCAAAUAUUAACACUAUAGCCUCUUUACCAAAAUCUCCCAAGUCCCCUACCGAAACCUGUGUUUGUGCAUGUUCUUGCCAUGAUUUAAUUUUAACGGAUAUCAUCAGACAUUAAAUAAGGGAGCACUUGUCUUGGAGCUAAAUAAUUUGCAUAACUUAAGUUUCGCUUUUGUUUAUAAUGUCAUACAAAUGUAGAUUAAGCUGAGCCAGUGACUGUUCUUUGACCCCAAAACUGCUACAAACAAGCAUUUAAAGGGUGAUUUGGAGAAUACAUCUGCCCCCCACAGGCCCACGGUAGUUUAAACUCUACGACGGCCCCUGUCUGUCAGAUGGUUGCAUUGUCUUAACGUGGCUCGUGAUACCAUCUAGAUGCAUCACCCCGAUCCUUUAUUUUUGCUUUGCCAGUUUACUGCCAGACAUGCAGGAAAAAACAAACAUUGCAUUAAGAGUUCAAACUUGCUACUUAAAGCGGUGUGCGACCUGUCGAACACACUGAUUUUUCUGGUUUUCAUUUGGUCAUGUCAACAUUGAUACAAUCAGUUUGGAAUAGCAGUGCACAAUGUCUGAAUGCUGAUGAAAUGGGUUCUUUGGGAUUGCAGUCUGGAGGGAAUUAGUCGCAGUUGGGUAACAUCACACAUUUCUUGUUGUGACAAAGGACUGAAUGUUUACUCAGUUGUCCUUUCCUGUAUUCCAGCAGUGGAUGAAAUGUGUAUUUCUCAAGUGUUUGCUUGGAUCAACAUUGAUUUCAAGGAAAGUCUUCCUAACUAUUGUCAGUGUAAACUGAUUUAGUAUUGUUUUCCUCUGGCAUGUAUUUUUGCUGUGUAUAUGUAGGAGCCAUUCCAGUGCUGUUAAAUUUGCACAAAACGUGUGCCUGUCAUUGCUCUCAACUGUAACUGGCUUGAGUACAAUUGCACUUCAUUAGAAUUAUCCAGUAGAUUACUACAGAACCAAAAUCUUAUAAACUCAAUAAAAUAGAACCUCAUUGUUGACUUA
Molecule: messenger RNA, 2478 nt
Organism: Myripristis murdjan (pinecone soldierfish)
Lineage: Eukaryota; Metazoa; Chordata; Actinopteri; Holocentriformes; Holocentridae
Gene: dynll2a
Product: dynein, light chain, LC8-type 2a
Exons: 3
Coding region: 327-629 (100 amino acids)
Biological process (GO): microtubule-based process
Cellular component (GO): cytoplasmic dynein complex
Molecular function (GO): dynein intermediate chain binding
Source: RefSeq, a predicted model, not a curated record